AACUGGAACAUGACACAUGGAAGAAGAAAAGGAAGCAACUGAGACUGCAUCCACCAGGAAUGCCAUAUUUUUUUAAAUGGGUAUAAGGUUCUGAUGGACAAAGAGCCGCAUAAGUAACUAUCAGUGACUCUGAGAACCAAAAAGAAAGGAGAGGGCAGCCGAAAAGGAGGAACAGGUGCAAUGGACUCUCGCCAUUUCCCAGCCCGGACUGUCCUCUUUGAAAGGGAGACCAGCGGGGUAACAUACCGAGUGCCAGCAUUACUGUACAUCCCCUGCGUUGCUAAGUUGUUAGCUUUUGCUGAAGAGAGGUUGAGUGUUGAUGACGCUCACGCCAACCUGCUUGUGCUGAGAAGAGGUACCUUCUACAAGAACUAUGUGGAGUGGGAAGAUAUGCGAGCCCUUGAAACUGCAACUCUAGCCCACCAUCGGUCCAUGAACCCUUGCCCUAUCUAUGACGAGCUCACUGGUGUGGUGUUCCUGUUUUUCAUUGCUGUGCUGGGCAGGACCCCAGAAGCCUUUCAGAUCAUCACAGGUCAAAACGCUGCACGUCUCUGCUAUGUGUCUAGCUCAGACCAGGGCAUCAGCUGGAGCCAUGUGACUGACCUUACCCAACAAGUUAUUGGCAGGACCAUUGAAGAUUGGGCCACUUUUGCACUAGGUCCUGGGCAUGGCAUUCAACUCAAGUCAGGCCGUUUACUCCUUCCAGCCUAUGCUUACCACAUUGACUGCAAAGAAUGCUUUGGAAAACUCUGUAAAACGACCCCACAUGCGUUUACCUUCUACAGUGACGACCAUGGACAGAGCUGGGACUUUGGUGAAUUCAUCCCAAACCUGCAGACUGUUGAGUGUCAGAUGGUGUCUGUGGACGAGGAGGAUGGGAGCAAUGUGUUGUACUGUAAUGCCCGUAGUCCCCUGGGCUUCCGGGUGCAGGCACUUAGCGUGGACGAUGGAGCCGUGUUUCAACCAGGGCAGUUGGUGCAAAGGCUUGUGGAGCCCCCUCAUGGUUGCCAUGGCAGCAUCAUUGGGUUCCAAGCUCCUCUUUACUACAUGCAUCACAUGGUUCAGAGAGAAACAAGGUCUGUUAACAGCUCAGAUUUCUUGCCACAGCCUAGUACAGAGAAAAGAUACCAAUGUCCUCCUCCUGCUGCUGGUUCUGUACCUUGGGUUUCUCUCUGCAGCCAGUCUCUCUUCUACCAGCAGGAAAGUCUUACAUUGUGCAGAACUUCUAGUGGCCAUCACAGCAAUUUUCUUGGUCUUAGGUCCUCAGGUGAUGUACAUACAGAACACAAGCAACACAAUACAGGAACUAUUUCAAAAUCAGAUUUUAAUUUUCAAAUCCCAACUUGGGUGCUCUAUUCCCAUCCAACAAGCUCCAGAUCCCGAGUCAACCUAGGAAUUUACCUCAGCACUUUUCCCAGGGAAGCUGACACCUGGACUGAGCCCUGGGUUAUUUAUGAAGGCCCCAGUGCCUACUCAGACCUGGCUUACAUCGAACUGCCUUACUCAGAGUUCUCAAUAACUGGGAUCCCAGCCAUAGGCUUUGCCUGCCUAUAUGAGAAUGGGGUACGGUCCCCUUAUGAGCAAAUCUCUUUCAGCAUGUUCACACUGCAUGAAGUUCUUCAGAACAUCCCUCUGACAACUUCUUCCUUAGGCUCAAAACAUCCAUCAGAUGGCAAGAAGAGUUGGUGGAAGACCUGUGACAUCUCUUAAAGCUCAAGACUGUGAAUAUAUUUUCAUUAAAAAUUAUAGCAGAUGAAAAAACCUGGCAAAAUUAAAAUGGUGCCAUAUCUCUAACAGCAGAUUUACAGAUAGGUUGGAGCAGCAUUACUGAAAAAGACAUGUACUUUGACCUUACAGCUUUCAUAAUCUACAUACAGCACUCAGGGGUGGUUUACAAGUUCAUGGCCUCACUAAAUGUCCUCCAACUAAAGGAAUCAAGCUUGUGCAUACUCAACUGCACUCAACUGCAUCCAUGAUCAAGUUGAAGAAGUACUUCAUGAACUAUAGAACAUGCCAGACACCAUUUCAUGUGAUUAUAGAGAUUUCAUCAUGCAAUACUUUGCUUAGGAGUCCCCAUGAUAACAUUUGUACAAUAAUACAAGUAGAGUCAUCAGAAUAGUUGAACUUCCACAAUUCUGUUCCCUGUAGUCUUGUCUGGUUUUUAUUCUUGGAUUUCCCCCCCUCAGAAGUCAAAUAGAGAACAAAAAUACCAAAAUUAUCAUAGGCUCAUUCAAUUUCCAUUUCAAACAGACCAAAAUUCCUACAUUUAUUUUUAAAAACAUACCAAGCAUGGAAAAGUAUCCCUUCACUGUACCUACUUCUGAUGGAUAAUGUGUUUAGAGGUCUUGUGAAGUUUUUAUGAGAAUUCAAAACAUUGCUAGCUGGGGCCUGCUACCUACUGGAUAGUGCCUAAUCUUUACAUCUACCAGGGAACCAAUACUGAAAAUGAGAAUAUGAGUGGGAUCAUAAGGAAUCAAGGGUUUUGUGACCAUGAUAUAAUCAUAGUGUUUUAAGUGUGUCAUUAAUUCUUAAUUGAUCCUUAUUGAAUUUCAACUUCUUGACCAGGAAUAAGAUUAUAUGGCAUUUUUCUACAGCUAUUCUUUUCUUUUUUAAAAAAAUGUUUUCUGGAAAGUAUAUUUGCCCCUCCUGAUUUUUCCCUUCAGUAGUAUCUUUUCACCCAAAUAACAUAUUUAUAAAAGUGAAGAAAGGACUGGCUGAAAAUUCUUUGGAGACCCACUCCUGACUUCACCAAAAUAUGGAAUAGUUUUUACUUACUAUGGGGCAGAAUUCCCAAAAGAGAAUUCUAAAAACUGCAGAUUAUAAUCAUAACAUUCUAAAGAAAAUUGUUUUCAGGCUCAGUUACAAAAUAAUAAAAAUGUAACUUAUUUUGAAGCUCACUUUUAAAAAGGACAUUAUGUUAGAGCCCAAAAUUUUUGGUUCAGAGAUUUUUGUAGCAACUGAAGCCUUAGGGCAGGGAGGUGACAUCCAAUUGGCCAUGCUGGCAGGGGCUGAUGGGAAUUGUAGUCCAUGAAUAUCUGGAGCGCCAUAGGUUGGCCUUAGGGUGACUUACAAAGCAGCAUAAAGACAUUAACACUAAGCAAGGCUUCCAUCUACCUCUAUAGGAUAUGUUGGCGGGGUGGGGGGGGGCUCUAGUUGCUCUGGACUUGCUGUUACAAUACAAUGUCAGUCACCAAUUACUUUAAAAAACUAGGACUGGCAGGGGUGAGCUGUACUGGAAUUCAGAGGAUGAAAAGAGGGAAUUAUUAUAUAAUACAACAAACAAUAUCACCAAUAACUAUGCUCCAUUCCACAUAAGAUGAUAAAACUACAGUCAGGACAAUGUUGAUAUGAAGUGAUACAUUUAUAUUAGGGCCUAUGGAUGAUCUCUUCAAGGAUCAAGAUGGCAUUACGUCAAUUCAGUCUGUAAAUAUCUACAAAGUAGGCCUUUCAGUGACCACUCCACAACUAUAGAAUUCCGUUCCAGCAGGCUUGAACUAGCUCAUUAGUCUUAAAAAUUUCGUUAACACAAAGGUUUUAUUUCACUUGCUUUCUGACAAAAGAAAUCUGAAAUUACAGUUAACAAAAUGCAGCAGAAACUAUCCAAAGCACACACUUAGGAAAAUUUUUAAUAGACUAAACAUUUCAAAUACAGAGAAACUAACAUCUUCCUCCACAACUCUGAGUCUGAUUUCUCCUGGAGUGACAACUAUAUCUGGAGGGUUCUUCACAUCACAGAUAUAAAUGCCACUGUCCUGAAACCGCGUGUUUGCUAUACUGAUAGAUGCAUCUUUCUUGUUAAGAUCUCCAGACCAGCUGAUUCUGUUUUUAAAUGGUAUAUAUUUCCCAGGAUAUGCCCUUCCAUUGGAAUAAUAAAAGAAUGAUACAGGAGAAGGUGCUCCCUCUGCUUGAAAGCUCCAGGCAACAGAAGCUGCACUGCUGAUCACUUCUGUUGAUGUGAACGUGCACUCCAGUUUUGCCUCUGUCCCAUUCUCCACAGAGAGCUCCGGUGGUGUGUAGAUUUCCAUAGCUGACACUUGGAACAGACUAAGAGUCGCCACCAGCAAAAGCACAGGCCACCGAGUCACCGAAGUCAUGCACUGCCUCACCCUGCUGCUGCCACCAUCGCCUCGUCUUGCCGCUGUCGUUAGUGCCACCGACGUCGUCCCUACCGUUGCCAUUUUCCUGCUUCCACCUCCUUUUUCUCCCAUUGUU
Messenger RNA from Sphaerodactylus townsendi, 4212 nucleotides. RefSeq names its product neuraminidase 4 (gene NEU4). Gene Ontology annotation, molecular function: exo-alpha-sialidase activity. The record is from RefSeq and is a predicted model, not a curated record. The transcript is spliced from 4 exons. Gene Ontology annotation, cellular component: cytoplasm; membrane; lysosome. Bases 181 to 1710 code for a protein of 509 amino acids. NCBI's taxonomy places the organism in Eukaryota, Metazoa, Chordata, Lepidosauria, Squamata, Sphaerodactylidae. Gene Ontology annotation, biological process: ganglioside catabolic process; oligosaccharide catabolic process.